AUGCGUCUCUUCAAGCUAGCCACGGUCCUCGUGGUUGCGGCCUCGGGCGUCCAGGCCCUGGCUAUUACACGCGAUGGUAUCGACAACCAGGCCGUGCAAGUUAAUGCCCGCCGCGAUGCAAAUGCGAAGCUCGUGGCCCGUGCGAACGAAGGCCAGGGAGCAAAUGAGGUUGUUCCACCAUUCCAUGAUGGGGCCACCUCACCCGUCCAGUCCGUAGAGGGCAGUGACGGCAAUGCUCCGCGCGCCGGGCGCAGACAAAGGCUCCGGCAAAAGAUGACAGCCCAGUGGAACAAUGCAGUCACGGGAUGGGGACCCAAGGCGGUGGAUAGUUGCAAAUGUGCUGCAAAGAGCGCGUAUAGCAAGUGUAAGUGUGUCGCGGAGAAAUUCGCCGACAGUCGACGCAAAAAGUCGAGCGCCGCCACCGCUACCUCUUCCGACCAGCCCAAUCUCGAGUCCCAAGGCGGCGAAACCGCAGCCGCAGCUCCGAAAACCUCUUUUUUGGAAACCUGCAAACACGGUAUAAAAUAUGCUGGCGAAAAGGGACAAGUAUUGGGGUGUAAGCUGAAGGAUAUGGCACAAGAGAGAUUCCCCAAGCUACGAAAGUCGACAGCCAGCAAUGGCAUUGAAAUAGCCGGUUCGCCGAUUCCGAGAACCAGAUCUGAAGGUUCUCAGGAGCACCGCGUAGAGAAACGAGGCAGAGACGAACACGAGCAGGAGCAGGAAAUCGAGAAGUUAUGGGGUAACGACGACUUUGGCGCUCCCAGAGGCCGUGCAUAUUUGGAGAAGCCUAAGCCCAGAGUUUCAACCUCAGAUGGUGAGGCGACGGGCCCAGUUUCGGAUAAAAGGAAGUGGCAGCAAAGCAUUGGCGACAAGUGUAAAUGCUUCGGGCAAAAGGUCGGGGAACAGAUGUCCAAGGCAGGAAAAGCGUGCAAAUGUGUCAACAAGAGGGCCAUUCCCACAAUGACCGAUGCGUGCGAGUCCGGUAAAGCAGCAUGCAAACCUGUCUACGAUAGGAUCGCUCCCGCAAUAAACAAUGCGUGCGAGUCCGGCAAAGCAGCAUGCAAACCUGUCUACGAUAGGAUCGCUCCCGCAAUAAACAAUGCGUGCGAGUCCGGUAAAGCAGCAUGCAAGCCUGUCUACGAUAGGGUCGCUCCCGCCAUAAGCAGCGCGUGCGAAUCCGGCAAAGCAGCAUGCAAACCUGUCUACGAUAGGGUCGCUCCCGCCAUAAGCAACGCAUGCGAAGCGGGCAAAGCGGCGUGCAAACCUGCCUACGACAGGGUCGCCCCCGCAAUAAACAAUGCGUGCGAAUACGCCGGUAAAAAAAUGACGGAGGGCAAAGAAGCGUGCAAAUCUGCCUAUGGCAAAUUGGCCGUCCCAAAUUUCCGAAAGCAGCGAGUAGCUGGCGAGGCUGCCGCCACCAAGCCAGCAGAGACGGAAAAUGAUCUUGAAAGCAAUUCCCCUGGCCACCAGAACAGCCGCCGCUCGGGGUCGCCGACGUCCGCCGACGCCGCCGAGGGAGUCAAGCCACCCCGUAGCGGUUUGAAGAGGACUGGUAACAGCUGGGACUUGGCAGGAUAUUUCAAGCAGGCAUGUUCAUCCGCCGAGCAAAAGCUGAAGGACGGCCGGUGUGCUUCGGGUGGUGGUGUGGCCAAGGGCACGCCCAGCUCGCCCAACCACCAGUACCAAGGGCUGUCGCAGGAGGACCCGGACUUGCCCGGACAUUCUCAUCCCGGCUCACCGUCCAGCCCCUACCAGCGGCUCCCGCAGGAGGACCCGGAUUCGCCAAAGAAGCAUCCCAAGAGGGCCGAGUCGGCCGACAGGUCCGGCAUCCCUGGGAGCCCUCAUUACGCUGCCCAGCCUCGCCCAUUCCCGGAUCCUGCAGACCGUCCCGGAUACCAAACUGCGUGGGCGGCUCACAAGCAAAUGGCUCAAGAGAUGGGGGCUGCUGUCAAACACUUGGUGAAGGGUCAGUAG
This is a messenger RNA of Pyricularia oryzae 70-15, 1974 nucleotides long. RefSeq lists its product as uncharacterized. The transcript has a single exon. Lineage: Eukaryota; Fungi; Ascomycota; Sordariomycetes; Magnaporthales; Pyriculariaceae. The record is from RefSeq and is a predicted model, not a curated record. Bases 1 to 1974 code for a protein of 657 amino acids.